UCGUGUUGUGCUCCAUAGCUCGUCACUGACCGGCCUGGGUGUUCGGAUAAGCCGGUGUCCGAGUUACGGAAUGUUUGGGUGUUGACUGAGAUACAGUGUUAUUGAAAGGUUGACGACAAAUUAGUGAUUACUAGUUUCGAUUUGACACGCAAUUUUUGCUCAACAUAUUUUUAGGCCUAUUUUAAAUUGAUGUCAAUUACUAUUAUGCUCAGUUGACACUUGUUCGAUUACCGGGUUUCGUCAUAUUGUUGUUUCCACUUGUCUGUAGGAUGACGUAAAAGUGUCUGUGUGAGUGCAUACACUAUGCUAGUGUAGAGUUGCUGUAGCAGCGGUUAGUGCAAGUGCAAGUGCAGUAGUGACCAUGCUCGCGGACAGCGAGGCAGGUGGGGGUCGGCGAAGGUCGACGUUCUAUGUCCCACUAGCGGACAACAGGACUCCCAGUAGUGUCGCGAAGAGAGAAAUGUCCACGUCUACACCCAAGCGAUCGCCUGGGAGUGCGCAGACGUCUCCGGAGAAGAGGAAGGAAGAACCCAGAUCUCCUAGUAGACCGGGGUCCACACCUCUGCGGACUCCUAGGACUAAACAUGUGAAAAGCCCGGUGAAGACCCCGUCGAAACCUUUGCUCACGGUUACUAGAACCAUAGACGCUCCAGGUCCUCAAGUUCCUACUUUGAUGCCGGUGCAGAAAACUCCUUCGUCGGCGUCGGAUAGAAUACGAUCUCCUUUGCUCAAAGUGUCCACCAAGUUGUUAUCCACUUCGGCUCAAGCGUUAGAAGUCAUUAAUCGAUCUCCUACGAGUUCUCCGUCCAAACAGCACUCGCCUCUUUCACUGAUAAGGAGAGCUUCUUCUAAGAAGCUGUCGAGAAGUUCCUCAACCAUUCUGACUCGGAGUUCGUCUAACAAGCUUUCGGCUAAGGACGAAGCGAAGGACUCCUGCAGUAGCCUGAGCGUGGACCUGUCGAACGUCCCUGUCAUCAUGAUAGACCAGCUGCCGGACGAGAGGUUGUUGUCUUCAGCGGGAGACAAGGCUCAGGAGAGGCGACACGUCAAGAUCGAGGACGAGGACACAGGAGUUCAUUCUGACACAUCCUAUGAGAAGGCCUGUAGAAGAGGCAGCGCACCAGCCACACCAGUCCUGGGCAACCGGACACUGGAACUCACUCCUUCCCGAAUAGUGAAUUUCUUCUCAAAACGGUCGUUCAGAUCAAAUCCUCUCAAAAGGACCAAGAGCGUCACAAAACUGGAGAGGAAAAAAGUCGAUAGUGAUGGUGUCCCGGUAGCUCCUAGACUCCGCACCUCAAGGUCCCACGAGUCCCUGUUGUCCGGACAAGCCCAGAGCGUCAUGCAGACCUUGGAUCUCAGUUCUGGAGGGGUUGAGAUCAAGCCACUCCACGCCAGUGUGUUGGGACGAGAACAUUGUUUCCAGGUGACACUACCGGCCGGCGUUGCGCGGUACUUCUCCUGUCGCACGGCCGAGGAACGUGACAAGUGGGUCCACAGCUUGCGGAAGUCAGUUCAACCAGACCAAGACCAAAUCAGACGCACAGACAACUCAUUGAAAAUAUGGGUUUUGGAAGCAAAAGGAGUGGCCAACAAAAAGAGGUAUUUCUGCGAGGUCUGUCUGGACAAGACUCUGUACGCAAGGACGUCCUGUAAGCAGAAAGGCGAGUUGUGUUUCUGGGGCGAACACUUCGAGUUCCACAACCUUCCUCUAGUCAAUGUAAUCAACAUAAACCUCUACAGAGAAGCCGACCGUAAGAAAAAACGGGACAAGAAUAUGCUUGUUGGGAGUGUCAGUAUCCCUGUCCAUGACGUCACCUCCAGGUACCUCACAGAGAAGUGGUACCCGGUGAUGAGUGACAAGGGAGGAGUCAAGGAUCCUCCAGCACUGAGGAUAAAAUGUAGGUUCCAGUCUGUGGACAUCCUGCCAGUCCAGGUCUACCAGGAGUUCCUGCAGUACCUAAAAACGGAGUACAAGUCGGUGUGCGAGGUGUUGGAACCAGUGAUCGGGGUGAAGGCAAAGGAGGAUAUUGCGACAGCUCUGGUGCACGUCAUGCAGAGGGAAGGUCUAGCUAAACAGUUCCUGGCCGACAUAGUCAUGAUGGACAUUGAGAGGAUCGAAGACGAUCGGUUGACGUUCAGAGGCAAUUCGUUGGCAACCAAGGCGAUGGAGGCUUACUUGAAGUUGACGGGAGAGAAGUACCUGCACUCCACACUGGGAGAGCUGGUGGCGGGGGUGUUAGGAGCGGGGGUGGACUGUGAGGUGGACCCGCUCAAGGCGGGAGGAGGAGCAGCACUGGCGAGGAAUCAGCUGAACCUACGCAACGCUGUGGAGACUACAUGGGCCAAGAUAUUGUCUUCUGCAGCCACCUUCCCUGUGGAGCUGAGGGAAUGUUUCCAGCUGUUCAGAGAGAGGUUGGUGGCAUCAGGAAGGCAGGACAUCAGUGACAACUUAAUCUCAGCGUGUAUCUUCCUGCGGUUUCUCUGUCCAGCCAUCUUGUCUCCAAGUCUCUUCAACAUCACACAUGAAUAUCCCAACGAAAAAGCUGCAAGAAAUCUUACUCUCGUAGCGAAAACUCUGCAGACUUUGGCAAACUUUACAAGAUUUCAAGGCAAAGAGAAUUUCAUGGAAUUCAUGAACGACUUUUUGGAAAGAGAAGCACCAUCAAUGAAGACCUUCCUUCACAGUAUUUCUAGCGGAGUACCCAAAGACGGAAGUCUGCCAGUGGCUCAGUUUGAAGGAUACAUUGACCUUGGCAAGCAGCUGAGUAUCCUGCAUAUCCUGCUGGUCGAGUGCGUGUCUAAGGUAGGGCCUGGGAGAGUGACCGAGGUAGAACGCCUCAGUCGAGUGCUGGAGCGAGUGCGCUCAGCUCUCACUCAACCCCCUCCCCUCUCACGGCAGGUGUCUGCGCCUGACACGCACGACUCUUCCAUCAACAACUACCAGUCUCUACAGAGAAACAUCUUCAGGUUCAACGACCCAACUGUCUGUAUGAACGGGAACGGCCCGCUUCACUAUACUACCAGUGUCGGGGUGGGGGGUUCACCCGGUGUUGCUAGGGCGGCAACUCUGCCUCGCAACGCCUACCUCCCCUCUGGCAACCAGCUGCAUCCCCACAACCACAACCAUGACGAACAAACCACGUCCUUCAACAGCCCGGCGCACAACCGCCAUCAUCCACUUAUGAGAGGGGUUAGAGGAGCCUCGACAAACACUGCAGCUCAUCUGGACGAGCUGUCUGACGAAUGUGAGCUUGAGCCGCACCACAAGGGAUCUCAAGUCUCCAUCUCAACAUUGAGCAACGUAGCUUCCUCGGGAUACCAGAGCUUUGCUGCCUACAGCCAAAGCAGUAGCCCCGUCGACCUGACCAUCAGUGCCAACAAUGCCAACAACAAUGUCCCCGCAGCGCCUCCGCUAGCAUUCACCAAUCCCGUCUACCAGCAUCACCACAGGCCGGCGCGACGCCCUCGUCAGAGGUCAUGUUCAUCAUCGUCAGAGGACGCUCCCGCUGCCGAGCCCUCUCCUCCUCCUAGGAUCCAGCUUGGCCUCCGCGCCCCCCGCACCAACCCUCACACUGGCCCUGCUUGGAGGUCCAAUGUAACCAUUAACCCCCAUCCACCAAAGCAGACACUACGAACCUACACCAGUACACCUUCAAAUGGCCUGCAGUGUCGCCGGAUGUCGUUGGACUCAACCCGAGACCUGUCUGACUCUUCUGAUGAAGACAGCUGCCGCAGUAGACGAUCCAAGCCCAAGAACUACCGCAGCAUUGAACAAUAUGAGAGGGAGAUAGAGAGACUGCAGGCCAGAGUGGAAGAUCUGAAACUCAAACUGGACAGUCCGUCACCUUCCCCCUCCCCUCAAAACCACCAUGACACGGACAACAUGAAGAACAUCAUUGAGAGGUUGAUCUCAGUAGAGGAAGAGUUGAGGCUGGAACAACGAAAGAUGUCAGAAACCUUGUCGCACAAACAGAAAGUGAUCGAGGCGCAAGAGCACCAGAUAGCGGCUCUGGACGCGGCCAAUAACCGACUGCUUGCGGCCCUGAGUCAACUCAAAGAUCGCUACCAGGUGAAAGCGUCAAACAACAACAACAACAACAACCACAACAACACAGGCGCACAACGGCUACUAGCUGAACUGGGAGAUCUCAAGAGUUCGUCUUGCUAAAUAAUCACAAUGCCUAAGGUGUCAUAUACCAAAGAUUGUAUUAGUGGGAAUGGAAUUGCGUGCUGUAGAGACAAGAAGUAUUAAUUUUUAAACUAGAUUACUGUGAGAUAUCAGAUCGGUACAGAUUUGUUUGCUACUGUAAGUUAAGCUUUGAGUUGAAGAAGUUCGGCUGAACCGUUCUAUUGAUUUUCAUCGUUAGUUUUGAACUUUGAUGUGUAUUGUGGUCCGAAUUAUGUUAGGAUGUAUUGUGAAAGUUUGUCCAAGUGAUAGCUUUUGAUUAAUUAUGAAGUAAUUUUAUUUCGUCAUUUUUGAAAUCUCUUAGAUAUUUAACAUCCCCACUGUACAAAACCCCCAGUCUACUGUCGAUGCCUUCGUGUUAGAGCUUUACCCUCUCGCACCCUCAAAACUAUAUUUUAAAAAACCGUUUUUACAGAAAGUUAUAUUUGUAGCGUCUCUAGCCACCUUGUGAUUACCCUCUCCAGUAUUAUGUGAAGUAGUGAGUGUUUUAUAUGGUCUAGGCUAUGCUCAUAGGUUAGGUUAUGUAGAAGUAUUGAGCAAUAAGAUCUGACUUUUAAUUGACAUAAGUUUCAAUCUGUUAACUAUAUAAUGUGUGACUCGUAUCUUAAAUGUUUCUAUGUUAAAUUUGUCCAAUGGUUUUUACCAAUAGUUAAUUGUAAUUUGUUUCACUCUAAACUCUUCAUCCAGUUUUAUGAGUACUAUAAUAGUAUACUCAUGCUUUUUAUUUGACAAAGUUUUUAUCUUAAAAAUGUUAAUUUGUGGUUACUAGUUUACUAGGUUACUGAGUUUUGCGAACAUAACAAGCACGCAAACUUGUGGAAUCAUCAUCUACUUAUCUAUAAGUAGUCAUUUUGUGACAGAUUUCAAAAUAAGUUUGUGUGUUAUUGUAACUGACAUCAACGAAAUAUCACUCGAAACAGUCAGUCUUAAUAUCCAUCACUACUGCAUAAACUAUAAAUCGCUUUGUUAUAUUUUAUGUUCAUAUGCAGAUUCACAAUAUGUAUAUUUGUAUUUCAUAAGUAUUUGUUAUGUAUUUUGUAAAUUUAAUUUUAUCCUUUGUUAUUUGUUUUGUACAUUAAUUUAUACUCAAUACGGUUAGGGAUUACAGAAAAAUUCAAAAAACUUUUCACUAGAAAAGUGUUUAUUUUUUACGUUUUUGUAAAUUUUUAUUGUAUAAACUUUUGUAAGAUUCUUAGCAGUAUUUUAGUUGGUAAAGCACAAAAGGCCAAAUGAUUUUUUUCCUGUGACCAAAGAUUAGUUAUUUUAGUAAUUUUUGGGGCUGUAAGUAUGAAAACAAUUUGAAUUUUAAUUGUAUACGUACAUACAGUAUUUGCUUUCUUACUUUAGUUCACAUCAAUUGUUCGGCGCCAAACUGUGCCAAUACUUUUUUAAGACAGCUAUUAAAUUAUGAUUUUUCUCUAUCAAGCAACAGAAGUGCAUUCAAUUGAUAAUUCUAAUCAAAGGCCCCUUAAACCAUGAGAAAUGUAACCACUUAGUUUUAACAAAUAGUAUGUAUUUGUACAGUAGACUUUAGAUUGACAAGUUUUUAUUUCUUUACUACUCCAAAGGCCUUGGUGUACACCGUUUAUGUUUUUGUGUCAUCUGAAGAACUUUCAUUAAAUAUGGUACAAAUAGCAA
Molecule: messenger RNA, 5827 nt
Organism: Macrosteles quadrilineatus (aster leafhopper)
Lineage: Eukaryota; Metazoa; Arthropoda; Insecta; Hemiptera; Cicadellidae
Gene: raskol
Product: ras GTPase-activating protein raskol
Exons: 19
Coding region: 362-4171 (1269 amino acids)
Biological process (GO): regulation of GTPase activity
Source: RefSeq, a predicted model, not a curated record